Scedosporium apiospermum is the source of this 1992-nucleotide messenger RNA. RefSeq lists its product as uncharacterized. NCBI's taxonomy places the organism in Eukaryota, Fungi, Ascomycota, Sordariomycetes, Microascales, Microascaceae. The transcript has 4 exons. The record is from RefSeq and is a predicted model, not a curated record. The coding region runs from base 1 to 1992 and encodes 663 amino acids.
AUGGCAUCCAAGCUUUUGGUCGCCGCUCUCCUCCUCGCUCCCAACGUAUUGGGACGAGCUAUCCCGGAGGCUGCCCAGAAUGAGAUUGCCAACAUCCGUGAGCGAGAGCUCACUUUCGCCGAUGCUGCCAACCUCCAAGCCCGCGAGGCCAUUGAUGUGCUUGUGACCCGCGCCGAGAUCACUGGCGAGAAGGGCCACAAGGAAAAGAAGGGCUCGAAGCCCAAGGGCAAGAAGAGCAAGAGCAAGCACCAUGGCGAGCCCGAGGACAAGUUCAUCAUUGGCAAGCCCAGGGCGCGCAAGCCGCACCCCCGUGGUCUCCAGCGUCGCCAGGAUGACGAGGAGCGCCCCGGCCGCGAUCCUCCCGUGGAUGAUGAGGAGGAGGACGAGAGGCCCACUCCCGAGCCCGUAAAGGAGGCUCCUAAGAAGGAGACUCCCAAGAAGGGUGAUGACGAGGAGGAGGAGGCACCUAAGAAGGAAGCUCCCAAGAAGGAAGCCCCUAAGAAGGGUGACGACGAUGAGGAGGAGGAAGCCCCCAAGAAGGAAGCGCCUAAGAAGGAAACCCCCAAGAAGGACGACGGCGAGGACGACGAAGAGGAGGCUCCCAAGAAGGAGGCUCCCAAGAAGGAGGCUCCCAAGAAGGAGGCCCCUAAGAAGGGAGAUGAUGAGGAGGAGGCCCCCAAGAAGGAGGCUCCUAAGAAGGAAGCUCCUAAGAAGGGUGACGACGAGGAGGAGGCACCUAAGAAAGAAGCUCCCAAGAAGGAAGCCCCGAAGAAGGGCGAUGAUGACGAAGAAGAAGCGCCCAAGAAGGAGGCCCCCAAGAAGGAGACCCCCAAGAAGGAAACCCCCAAGAAGGAUGAUGGUGACGAUGACGAGGAGGAAGCCCCCAAGAAGGAAGCGCCUAAGAAGGAAACCCCCAAGAAGGGUGACGACGAGGAGGAGGAGGCCCCCAAGAAGUCCCCCCCGAAGAAGGAAACACCCAAGAAGGAUGAUGAUGAUGAUGAGGAGGAAGCCCCUAAGAAGGAGGCCCCCAAGAAGGAGACCCCUAAGAAGGGUGAUGAUGACGACGAGGAGGAGGCUCCUAAGAAGGGAAAGUCUACGCCCAAGAAGGAUGCCGACGAUGAGGAGGAGGCCCCCAAGAAGGAAGCUCCUAAGAAGGAAGCCCCUAAGAAGGACGAUGACGACGAUGAGGAGGAGGCCCCCAAGAAGGAAGCUCCUAAGAAGGAGACCCCCAAGAAGGGCGACGAUGACGAGGAGGAAGCUCCUAAGAAGGAAACCCCUAAGAAGGAGGCCCCCAAGAAGGGUGAUGACGACGAUGAGGAGGAGGCCCCCAAGAAGGAGACCCCCAAGAAGGAGACCCCCAAGAAGGGCGACGAUGACGAGGAGGAAGCCCCUAAGAAGGAGGCCCCCAAGAAGGAAACCCCUAAGAAGGAUGAUGGUGACGACGACGAGGAGGAGGAAGCCCCCAAGAAGUCCCCCCCUAAGAAGGAAACUCCUAAGAAGGAUGACGGCGAGGACGACGAAGAGGAGGCCCCCAAGAAGGAGACCCCUAAGAAGGAGACCCCCAAGAAGGAAACCCCCAAGAAGGAUGAUGACGACGAUGAGGAGGAAGCCCCCAAGAAGGAGACCCCCAAGAAGGAAGCCCCUAAGAAGGGUGACGACGAUGAGGAGGAGGAAGCCCCCAAGAAGGAAGCGCCUAAGAAGGAAACCCCCAAGAAGGACGACGGCGAGGACGACGAAGAGGAGGCUCCCAAGAAGGAAACCCCCAAGAAGGAGACCCCCAAGAAGGAAACCCCCAAGAAGGAUGAUGGUGACGAUGACGAGGAGGAGGAGGCUCCUAAGAAGGCCCCGCCCAAGAAGGAAACCCCCAAGAAGGAUGAUGGUGAUGAUGACGAGGAGGAGGAGGAGGCUCCUAAGAAGGCCCCGCCCAAGAAGGAAGCUCCCAAGAAGGACGACGGGGACGACGACGAUGAUGAUGAUGAGGAUGACGACUAA